GCUAUAGCAAUAGCUUUGAGACACUGUCGCGACAUAUUGUCAAAGCAAUAUCUCUGGACAAAGAGGGACUUCCAGUGAUACAUGGUGUUCCUUUGCCGCAAUAUGUGCCACCAGAUCUACUUGAUAACAUGUUAUGGCUUCGCGCAAAUGCCAUUGUAGACCUCAACAAUGCGGUUUACAAGGCUUUGAACAGGCUCCUCAAGUCCACUUGCACUAGAAGCAGAUCUAACGAUCAAUGCCACGCCAUGAUUCUCGGCUCCUAUACAUCAUUCUUGUUCAAACAUAAAUAUCUACCACGACGCGAAGGCGUCAAACAUGCAGCGUAUUCUCUUAGGCAUCUGGCUCUGAUUCUCAGCUCUGUCAAGAUACGCGCACUCGAUGAAGAUAACUACAUGGAUAUGGCUAAUUACGUAUUGCAUGUCGGUGAUGCACACUAUUCCUGGGAGCGUUCAGAUUUUUUUGGGAAUGGUCUCCACUCUCACUCGAAGUGCGCCAAUGUCUUCGACCUUCCUCAGCAGGUGGAAAAGAUCAUGUCCAGCAUACCUUCCCCGACGUUGGACUCACAUCGGUUGCACAUGGAAGAGCAGGCGAAAAAGUAGAUGCGGGACCAUGGGCUUCGCUGUAUGGUGAAUGAAGGGAAAGACUUCGCUGGGAACGAACUCAUAGAGUAUGAGAUUUGUCAACACUACCACGCGAGCGAAGCAGAUCUGCACAUAUAUACCCUCAUCUGUU
This is a messenger RNA of Macroventuria anomochaeta, 732 nucleotides long. RefSeq lists its product as uncharacterized. Lineage: Eukaryota; Fungi; Ascomycota; Dothideomycetes; Pleosporales; Didymellaceae. The transcript has 2 exons. The record is from RefSeq and is a predicted model, not a curated record. Bases 129 to 599 code for a protein of 156 amino acids.